This is a messenger RNA of Metschnikowia bicuspidata var. bicuspidata NRRL YB-4993, 381 nucleotides long. RefSeq lists its product as uncharacterized. Lineage: Eukaryota; Fungi; Ascomycota; Pichiomycetes; Serinales; Metschnikowiaceae. The record is from RefSeq and is a predicted model, not a curated record. The coding region runs from base 1 to 381 and encodes 126 amino acids. The transcript has a single exon.
AUGCCGAAAAAGGGAAGAUCCGUGGCCACAGACCCAAGCUCUUUCACGCACAGAGAUCUCUUGCUUGUGACCCAACUUCUCCAUACGCUGGGACUAAUCACACUUGAACAAGUACAAGCCAGCGACAGACUUGACGAUUUGGCCGAAGACUGGUAUGUGCAUAAAAGCACGCUUUUGUCGCGGCGCCAGGGCCAGUUUCCCCUCGAAAAUCCUCCCACGGGUCAACAGCUUCGUAAACUAUACGAGAACAUGCUUGAAGACAACGAGCCGUGUGCCACAACGACAGACUUGGCAAACAAAUUUUAUUUCAUAAGGGUGGGCGAGCUUGAGUCACGGAUUUCCGAAUACAAGACGGAGUUCCACUCACUCUUGGAGAACUAG